AUGGAUCCGAGUGGGAUGAUGAACGAAGGAGGAGGACCGUUUAACCUCGCGGAGAUCUGGCAGCAGUUUCCGUUGAACGGAGUUUCCACCGGCGAUGCUUCCACCACCGCCAGGGGUUUCGCUGUGCCUAACGUCUCCAAUCAGUACGCGGAUACGAAUCUAACCACAACGGCAUCUUCCGGCGAUCAGGCGCGUAUGAGUCACGCGCUAUCUCAGGCCGUGGUCGAAGGUAUCUCCGGCGCGUGGAAGCGGAGAGAUGACGAGUGUGAGUCGGCGAAGGUCGUCUCCGCCGGAAACUGCAAUGACGCGAGUGAAAGUGACAAGAACAAAAGACAGAAGAUGAUAGAUGAAGUGUGUAAUGAGAAAGGUGAAACAGAAUCGGCAGGAACAGAUCAAAAGAAACAGCAGCUGAUGGAAUCAACAAAAGAUUAUAUUCAUGUCCGAGCAAGAAGAGGUCAAGCUACUGAUAGUCACAGUCUUGCUGAAAGAGCGAGAAGAGAAAAGAUAAGCGAACGGAUGAAAAUCUUGCAAGAUCUUGUGCCUGGAUGUAAUAAGGUUAUUGGAAAAGCACUUGUUCUAGAUGAGAUCAUCAACUAUAUACAAUCAUUGCAACGUCAAGUUGAGUUUUUAUCGAUGAAGCUGGAAGCAGUCAAUUCAAGAAUGAAUUCUAGCAUUGAGGGUUUUCCACAGAAAGAGUUUGGUCAGCAAGGGUUUGAGAAUCAAGAAAUGCAGUUUGGGUCGCAGUCUACAAGGGAAUACAGUAGAGGAGCAUCACCAGAGUGGUUGCAUAUGCAGAUAGGAUCAAGUGGUUUCGAAAGAACAUAA
This is a messenger RNA of Microthlaspi erraticum, 825 nucleotides long. NCBI's taxonomy places the organism in Eukaryota, Viridiplantae, Streptophyta, Magnoliopsida, Brassicales, Brassicaceae. The record is from the annotation of a GenBank genome assembly.